UUUCUUCAUUCACCAUGUGAUUCCUACAAGUUUUGAUCUGUUUGCUAUAUAUUUUAAUGUAAUCCAUCCACAUUUACAGCUAAGAGGGUUUCUGGCCAUGUUUAAUUAAAAAUAUUAAUAUUUUCAUACAAAUGCUUCAUUAAUGACUCAAGGUCUUGAUAGAACAAAUCAGUGAUAAAGUGGUCAACAAUUCUUAUCUUUACCCUCUUUUUGAACUAAACGAAAUGCUUUUUGACUUCCAACCAACUAUUUACCAACUGAACUGUGAGCCUAGACAACGGACUUCAUUACAAGAAGUUUCUUAGUUGAAAUUAAUUAAGUUGUAUAACAUGCUUUGGUCACUGUUUUUUUUCUGAAGAUAAGAUAGUCCUCUGACCUCAAAGCCUAUAUUUCAGUCUUUUUCUCCCUUUUGGGUGCAAAGUGGUGAAGUGGACAGUGACAAAUGGUUUUAUAGAUAGUUUUCAUUAAUAAAAUGGAACGGACAAGUCCAGAGGAAAGGGAUUGUGAAAAACAAAUCAGCUGUGGCAUAUUAGGAUUCUACCCUCAAUGGCUUCAGUUUUUCGCCAGCAAAAAAACGUACGUGAUUCUAUUUGGAUUGGUGGGUCUAAACCAACUAGCCAUCGGCUCAUACGCUGUCGCCACAAUAACAACUUUGGAGAAGAGGUUUAAAAUCCAGAGCCUCACAUCCGGAAUAAUAGCAGGAGGAUGGGACAUUGGAACUAUUUUCUCCUCAAUCACAAUGGCGUACAUCGGCAGCAAGGGACACAAGACGAGAUGGGUCGCAUUUGGAACCCUCCUGACGAGUUUAGCCUGCUACUCUCAACUACUCCCUUAUAUUUUAUACGGACCGGGACAUGAUGCGAUAGCUUUGGCCAACACACCCAACACAACGCAAUAUUCGAGUGGAGCGUCUUCGUGGUGUGGGCCGGGAGCAUUGCUCGCCCAGGACUGUGAUGAUGGAGAUGUCUCCGACACUCCGCCUGUUUUACUCUUCAUGUCGCAGUUCUUCCUGGGCGUAGGAACUUCCAUGUACUGGACACUAGGGAUCGCUUACCUAGACGACAACGUUAGGAAAGAUCAAGCACCUCUUCUUCUAGCCAUUUCCUCAACGAUACGCUUGCUCGGCUCACCUCUUGGUUUCUGGGUGGCCGCAAGAUCUCUUGAACUCUACGUCAACCCAUCUCUGUCACCUUCGAUAACCAACAAAGACGCUCGAUGGAUUGGCGCAUGGUGGAUCGGUUGGAUUCCUUUCGGGGUGAUUGCAACUUUCUACUCAUUUUUCCUCACACUCUUUCCUCGGGUAUUACCAAGGGCGUUCCACCGCAUGAAAGUUAAAACCAAAGAAGUUCUACAAGAAACAGGACAGAAAACAGCCAGAGGAUUCCUAGAGAUGCUGCAACGGCUUUUCAACAAUCGUUUGCUUCUUUGCAACACAUUCAGCUAUGUAUUUUACAUGUUUGGUGUCAUCGGCUAUUGGAUCUUCAUGCCAAAGUAUAUGGAAACACAGUUUCACCUGACGGCUUCCGAUGCUAACCUAAUUACAGGAACAAUGGGACUUAUAAGCUCAGCGUGUGGAGUCAUUCUGUCGGGAUUUGUCCUUUCCAAAAUCAAACCUUCAGCCAGGAAGAUAGCGGGAUGGAACUUCUUAGUGGAAGCUCUCGGAGUGUUGUGUGUUCUCACUUACACUCAUCUGGGGUGUUCCAACAGUGAGAUACACGGGAACAGGAAUCCUGAUGGCAGUUGGAACCUGAUAGCAGAAUGCAACAGUCAGUGCAACUGUGGUCCUACUGUGCCUUACGAGCCGGUUUGUGACCCGACGAGAUCUCUCACCUUCUACUCGCCAUGCCAUGCUGGGUGUACGGACGUCACUUACAAUGACCUAGGCAACAAGAUAUUCACAAACUGUAGUUGUAUCCCAGACACACUCGUUGCCUUGGACUCAUUCUGCCCUGUCGACUGCAGAACUAACCUCACUCUGUUCCUCGUACUUUACUCAGUCAUGAGUUUCUUAUCUUCCACAGCGCACUCUGGGCUCGUCAUCAUUCAGUUCAGAGCAGUUGACCCUGAAGACAAAUCAGUGUCCAUCGCAUUGUCUGAGAUGCUUUGUAGCGCCUUGGCCUACAUCCCAGGUCCCAUCGUCUACGGAAACCUUCUCGACAAAGCCUGCUUGGUGUGGGGAGACUCUUGUGGUGAACAAGGCAAUUGUUGGUUGUACUUUGGCCAGACUCUACGCUAUUACCUUAACUACACAGCAGCAGGAUUCCUCUCCCUGGCGGUUUUAUUCGACUGUGGAAUUUGGUAUUACUCGAAAAAUCUGGCCCUGUACGAAGAAGAUGAAGGGAAGGCUGCUAACAACAACAGUACAGCAAAUAUAGACGGGAAGGAAGUAAACUCGUGCGAAGGUGAUGUAAUUGCCUUACAAACUCCGUCAACGUAGAGAAAGUUAUAACCUAGUUGAAUUAGUAAUUUAUGAGCUUUACAAUUUUAAUUUAUACAAAAUACAUUUUUGAC
Messenger RNA from Macrosteles quadrilineatus (aster leafhopper), 2511 nucleotides. Its product is annotated as solute carrier organic anion transporter family member 74D-like. Lineage: Eukaryota; Metazoa; Arthropoda; Insecta; Hemiptera; Cicadellidae. The transcript has 13 exons. Gene Ontology annotation, biological process: sodium-independent organic anion transport; transmembrane transport. Gene Ontology annotation, cellular component: membrane. Gene Ontology annotation, molecular function: protein binding. Bases 473 to 2437 code for a protein of 654 amino acids. The record is from RefSeq and is a predicted model, not a curated record.